This is a messenger RNA of Daucus carota subsp. sativus, 522 nucleotides long. RefSeq lists its product as uncharacterized. The coding region runs from base 105 to 320 and encodes 71 amino acids. The transcript is spliced from 2 exons. The record is from RefSeq and is a predicted model, not a curated record. Lineage: Eukaryota; Viridiplantae; Streptophyta; Magnoliopsida; Apiales; Apiaceae.
UUUGUAUGUGUUGGGAAGUUGGGGAAAAGGUUGUUGUUUAGUGGGCGGCGAAUCUUGAUCCGUUGACAAGUAAAGUCGGAGGCGAGGGAGAGUAUUAAGCAAGGAUGGGUGGAGGCAUGGAAGCAAACAAGAACAGAUGGAUCGAAGAAUGGGGCUCCGCUCGUGAGAAUUUGGAGCAUAACUUCCGCUGGACUCGCCGUAACUUUGCUCUCGUCGGCAUCUUCGGCAUCGCCAUUCCUGUCCUUGUCUACAAGGGCAUCGUCAAAGAAUUUCAUAUGCAGGACGAGGAUGCUGGGAGGCCCUACAGGAAGUUCAUCUGAGUGUACUGUACUUUGAUUCAAUAAUUGUUGGCAUAACUACUGGCUUUCUUCCAGACCAACAAACCUGUUUAUCUCUUACAUGAGGGAACUUGACUGCUUGUCCAACUUCGCACUCAUGUUGGAUGCCAUUUAUAAUUUUAUUGUUCAUUGUGAAUUUAUGAUCUGGUUUCCACACUUUAUUAUCAAUUUUGCUUUGGUGGAA